AUGCUACAGCUCGGUCGUCUUGGCGCUGGGCAUCUGCCAGUUUUCUUCGCCAUAGUCUUUAUUACAAACCUAGGAGCGACUUACGUCUCAGCUGUUUAUCACGGCGAUGUCGACCCGGUUUUUCCAUACAUUUCCGCGGCGGGUAACAAUCGACCUGAGAGCUGCUUCUUCAGCCUCCUGUUGAACCUAUCCAGCUUUCUGUCGAUGAUUGUUAUCUAUCUAAGAUAUUCGUUGGUCAAGGAAUUAAUUCGCGGCUCAGAUCAGAAAAUUGAACGGGCUAACGGGAUCGCCCUGUUUUUUGGAUUGGUCGGAGCGAUGGGUAUGAUGGUAGUGGCCAACUUUCAGGAGUCGGCAGUGAUCAAGAUUCAUUUGGGGGCCGCGGUCACCUGUUUCGGUUCCGGCGGACUUUAUAUGACGCUACAAUCGUACAUAACCCUGCGUAUGUACCCAAUCUUCAACAAUCGUCGCAUUGGCAUAAUUCGCGUACUGAUUAGUGUCUGGAGUUUGACGACAUUUUUCGUCGCCAUUGGAUUCGGGACUGCUGCUGCUAACAAGUUCCAUGAAUUCUACCCGGACCUCCCGACACCAAGGCCUUGGAAUCGUCACAUUUGGAUGCCAGGAUAUGAGCUACAUGUCGUUUCUGCAAUUGCUGAAUGGAUGAUGGCCGCCGGGCAUAUCGCCUUCAUUCUCUCAUUUUCGCGUGAAUUCGAGAAAAUCCGCGCAACGUUGAAGGUGGAAUCAUUGGUGGUCCAUCUGGAUAAUUCGCCAUUGUGGCGCAGUACAGAAGAUUUGUCGACUUUUGCCAGC
Messenger RNA from Mesorhabditis spiculigera, 807 nucleotides. The record is from the annotation of a GenBank genome assembly. NCBI's taxonomy places the organism in Eukaryota, Metazoa, Nematoda, Chromadorea, Rhabditida, Rhabditidae.